Molecule: messenger RNA, 1852 nt
Organism: Periophthalmus magnuspinnatus
Lineage: Eukaryota; Metazoa; Chordata; Actinopteri; Gobiiformes; Gobiidae
Gene: fam131bb
Product: family with sequence similarity 131 member Bb
Exons: 9
Coding region: 50-1423 (457 amino acids)
Source: RefSeq, a predicted model, not a curated record
GUUUGGAUGACACUUUCACGCUUGUAUCCAGGGCCUUUGUGAGAACACCAUGGGAUGCAUAGGCUCCAGGAGACUGACGGCAGAUGGCGUGCCAGUCCAGAAGGAUGGAGAGCAGCAUGGACGUUCAGAGUUUUCAUGGGAAGGAAUCAAUCUCUCUAUGGAGGACACCACGUCGAUCCUGCCUCGGUUGAAGAGGAACUCGAACGCGUACGGGAUCGGGGCAUUGGCUAAGUCGUCACUGUCAGGUGUGUCAGGAGUCACACGGACGAUGAAGGAGCGGGUGACCAAGCCCACGGCGAUGGCUCAGGGCCGCGUCGCGCACAUGAUCGAGUGGCAGAACUGGGGCAUGACGACGGUGGGGGGUCCGCAGUCCCGCAUCAGCACCAAGGAGCAGGAGAAGGCUCGGCGGCUCGAGAACGACGCGUACAGCGACCUCAGCGACGGAGAGAAGGAGGCACGCUUCGCCGCAGGCAUCUUGCAGCAGUUUGCAAUUUCUGAAGCAACCCUCUUGGCCUGGUCGUCUAUGGAUGGAGAGAGCCCAAGGUCUGGGUCUAACCAGGGGAGUGUGGCACAUCUGAGCGAGGUCAACCAGGAGAGCAUCACCAGCAGAGAUCAGAUCCUGCAGCACACGGCCGCAGAGGUCUGGCCCCACUCCUAUGUCUCACAGGGACAUUACUGCCUGUCCUCCUCUGAGGGCUGGGACCCCAUCAGCUCCAACCCCUCCGCGGUGACGUCCCCCCCGCCCGGCUCCUUCGUCAUGGGGCCUGAGGUGACGUCCCCCUCGCCCGGCUCCUUCGUCAUGGGCCCGGAGGGCUACGAGGGCCAAGCCGCUCACUUCCUGCAGCAGCAGCAGCAGCAGCAGUUCAGCCUGCAGCAGCAGAGCCAGCUCCAGCAGCUGCAGCAGCUCCAGCACUACCAGCAACAGCAGCUGCUGCAGUAUCAGCAACAACAGUUGCAAAGCGCCAACCACUCGUUACAAGCGACGCCCAACAGCACCAUCCACAGCCUGGUGCACCAGGUUCACCCCCCGCUGGUCGACCUGUGGAACACGGGGCAGAUGGAGGCGUACCAGGCGGAGGCGGGGGGCUACAUGGGGGUGUCGGCUGUGGUGGAGCCCGGCCUGUGUGCGCCCUCGGGGGACGAGAUGGUGGGGAGUGUGGGCAGUGAACACUCUCCGCUGCUGGAGCAGCAAGAGGAAGAGGAGGAGGUCAAGGAGGAAGAGGUGACACUGUGCAUGGAGCCGGAGACCGCAACACUGACCCCGCCCACACAACAAGGGGACGCCUCGGGGGGCAGUAGUCCGGGACAACCGCCGUGCGAGCCAAUCACAGAGUGGCAGCCCUGUGAUGUCAGCGCGCUCAGUCAGACGCAGGAGCAGGAGCCGGAGGGGGAGGGGCCGGCCGCGGCUAUGCCAACCAACUGAAGUCAAGUGUCGAGAGACUCCUUUUUACAAACUGACCUGGAGCUGGAGGCAUAGUAACACCAUAUAUAUUUAUUAUUCUGUUCCGUUUCAGGUUCAAACUCAGUCCAUUGGUCAUGGGGGGAGGGGAGGGGGGGCUUUGACUGUGAGUCAAUAGAAAUGAUGCAAAGGAGUCCUCUUUCUUUGUACGCCUUACAUCCCAAAGGAACAGAGCGGAAGCAGCAGCAGACUGUGGCAUCUCCAUCAGGGAAUCGAACUCCCACCUGAUCCAGAGGAGGUCCUGGAACGUGCAUGCUUUUAUGAAGAAUAAAACCCUGUCACAUCCUCCAGUAAUAACAAACCACUAUAGGACAUUAUGAUAAGAAUAAUUUUCUAAUAAAGCGACAAAACGAAUACAAAGAAAAAUCAGUGUAUACGUGUAUAAUACGAUUC